AUGGGAAACCUUAAGAAUUGCGAAGUCAAGUUAGAAAUCGACCCUACUGUUUCCCCCGUCGCUCAGAACAGCCGACAACUGCCUCACAGCAUGCGAAAGAAAGUGAAUGAGAAACUCUACGAGAUGGAAGAGCAAGGUAUUAUUGAAAAGGUGAAAGGAGUGACUCCAUGGCUAUCACCUCUAAUACCCAUACUAAAGAAAGGCGGAGACCUUCGACUUGUUCUUGACAUGAGAGUCCCUAAUCAAGCCCUCAAACGACGCCGAGUGCAAUUCCCCCACCGCAGACGACAUCUUACACAAAAUGGAGGGUGCAACAAUUUUCACAGAAGUAGAUCUUUCUCAAGGCUACUUACAAAUAUCAUUGGCUGAAGAAUCACGCCCCAUGACUGCAUUCCAAACACCGACAGCUGUUAAAAGGGAAAACCAAGUUCCAUUGGGGAGAGGAACAACAAAGCAGUUUCCUGAAACUAAAGUAUUCCAUCACCAGAGCCCCAAUCCUAGCUCAUUAUUCCAUUUCAGCACCAACUCGAGUAGUCGUGGACGCAUCACCUUGGGCUGUUGGCGCAGUGCUCCUCCAACAACAAUCUGAUUGCACCUACCGCCCCAUUGCAUUUGGAAGUCGUUCUCUUACCGGAGCCGAAAUGAAGUAUUCACAAAUUGAGAAAGAGGCGUUAGCCAUUGUAUUUGGAUGCGAACACUUCCAUCUAUACUUAUAUGGCAAGUCAUUUGAAAUGGAAACCGACACCGCCCACUUGAGUACAUAUUCAAGCCCAAAUCAGCCGAAAAACGAGCGCCAGCACGAGUAG
This is a messenger RNA of Paramuricea clavata, 806 nucleotides long. The record is from the annotation of a GenBank genome assembly. NCBI's taxonomy places the organism in Eukaryota, Metazoa, Cnidaria, Anthozoa, Malacalcyonacea, Plexauridae.